Lampris incognitus (smalleye Pacific opah) is the source of this 822-nucleotide messenger RNA. RefSeq names its product GDNF family receptor alpha like (gene gfral). The transcript has 5 exons. The coding region runs from base 1 to 822 and encodes 273 amino acids. Lineage: Eukaryota; Metazoa; Chordata; Actinopteri; Lampriformes; Lampridae. The record is from RefSeq and is a predicted model, not a curated record. Gene Ontology annotation, molecular function: signaling receptor activity. Gene Ontology annotation, biological process: nervous system development. Gene Ontology annotation, cellular component: signaling receptor complex; external side of plasma membrane.
AUGCGGCUGCAGUGGCAGGACGAUGAGGGGUGUCAAAUAAAAGGCUCAAAGGUCUGUAACAUGAGCGUCCAGUCCAUACUGGACCAAUUUCCCUCCAUGCAAGGCUGUGUGUGCGCCUGGGAGGAGCAGCUUUGUGCCUCUCUGCAGAUGCUCACCACACAAUGCAAUCAGAGGCCAGUUCAGCAAAGGAGGGCUGCUCCGCUGAUAGACUGGCAAUACAGCAACCUGAGAGGCCGGGCGUUUGACGGUGCUGGGUCCUGCUUGAAACAAACCGCAGCCUGCAUCCAUGACGAGGUCUGCAACAAACAUCUGGUGCCUCUCGUCCAGGCGUGUCCUGCAGAGCGAUGCAACAGCAGCCGGUGUCAGCAAGCCACUCGGCUCUUCUACGGGGGGAUGCCUUACAGGAUAGCCGAGAUGCUGGUCCUGUGCAGCUGUGAGCCCGAGGACGAGGACUGUCUGCACUUGAAGAAUGUCCUGCACAGCGGGACAUGUGGCGAUGAGACCGUGACGUGUCAGGAAGGGCUCGGCCUCUGCCUGGGGAACCGGCACUGCAGAGAACAGCUGCAAGCCUUCCGAGCCAAAUGCUGGAGUGCUGAAGACGGUCAGUGUAGCGAGGACGACUACAGGAGGGAUGAAUGCAUCAGCAAAAUGGACCCGGCCCUUAUCCUUGGCGGGGAGGUUCAAUGUAAAAUGGCCUUCCUGGCCACCGUGGGCACCGCGCUGCAGCAUCCCUGCACUUGCAGAGGGCUUUACCACGAGGACCUACAGAAGUGCAACCUACUUCAUGAUAUACUUCACAACCGAUCACACUUCCGUAAGUAG